Messenger RNA from Rhipicephalus microplus (southern cattle tick), 6030 nucleotides. RefSeq names its product low-density lipoprotein receptor-related protein 8-like. Gene Ontology annotation, molecular function: hormone binding; protein binding; calcium ion binding. Gene Ontology annotation, cellular component: signaling receptor complex; apical plasma membrane; plasma membrane. The record is from RefSeq and is a predicted model, not a curated record. Gene Ontology annotation, biological process: receptor-mediated endocytosis. Lineage: Eukaryota; Metazoa; Arthropoda; Arachnida; Ixodida; Ixodidae.
UAUCGCACUUCUUAAUUGUCUCGUUGCAGAGAAGCGAACGUGUUCGGAGAUGGAGUUUGCAUGUGCAAAUGGCCACUGCAUACCAAGCCGGUGGCAGUGUGACAACGAGCCCGACUGCGACGACCGCUCGGACGAGGACUUGGCUAUCUGCAAGAAUAAGACCUGCUCUCCAGACCAGUUCGCUUGCAAGUCUCAUGAAGGCGUCUGCAUUCCGAUCACAUGGCGGUGCGACGGUCAGGAGGACUGCAUUGAUGGCUCCGACGAGAAAGACCACUGCUCUGCGGUGACAUGCACACAAGAGGAAUUCUCGUGCAACAACGGCAAGUGCAUCACUCAGCGCUGGAAAUGUGACCAGGAUGAUGAUUGCGGUGACGGCAGCGACGAGAAAGGAUGUCCGAACGUGACAUGCUCGAGUGCCGAGUUCAUGUGCUCCAACGGACGCUGCAUUCCGGACCGGUGGAGGUGUGACCGCGACGUCGAUUGCCUCGACGGGUCUGAUGAACGCAACUGUCCGACGGACCGGCCCAGCACGUGCAAGGAGCGAGAGUUCCAAUGCGCCAACGGCAGUCGACUGCGUGCAUGCUUCAGUGGCAGUGCGACGGCGACCCCGACUGUCCCGACGAGUCUGAUGAGGCCUAACUGCACCAACACCUGCCGGCCGGACCAGUUCCAGUGUGCCAACAUGCACUGCAUCCCAGGACAGCUGGAGUGCAAUGGGCAAGCCGAGUGUCACGACGGCUCGGACGAGGACCACUGCAACACCACCAAGCCGUGCGACCCGCACACAGAGUUUGACUGCGGAGGCAACCACUGCAUCCCCAAGGCACUCGUGUGCGAUGGCAAGAACGACUGCGGUGCGUAUGAGGACGAGCCCAAGGGCAGGUGCCACGAGAACGAGUGCGCCAAGGACAACGGCGGAUGCUCGGACAUUUGUCGCGAUGACCCGGUCGGGUUCCACUGCGAGUGCAAGCCAGGAUUCAGGCUCACGGAGGACGGCAAGACAUGCGACGAUGUCGAUGAGUGUGCUACUCCGGGAUCGUGCUCGCAGACCUGUAUCAACACCAAGGGCGGGUUCAAGUGCGAGUGCAUUGAGGGUUACAUGCUAGAGCCAAGGGAUCACCACCGAUGCAAGGCCAAAGAGGGUGUGCCCUACCUGCUUUUUGCUAACCGAAACGACAUUCGCAAGAUCAACCUGGAGACCGGUGAAUACGUCGAGGUGGUGUCCAAGUUGAGGAGCACCAUUGCCACCGACUACAUCUACCGCACUGGAACGGUCAUCUGGUCCGACACCGUUGAUGAAGUCAUUAGCAGUGCACCCAUUGACAAGGGAACCCCUGUCAAGGUGAUAAUUGACAAGGACCUUCACGUUGCUGAUGGCCUGGCCGUCGAUUGGAUCUACAACCACAUUUACUGGACGGACACGGCUCAGAACCGCAUCUCCGUUGCGGACCUGGAUGGACGCAUGCGACGGGCACUCUUCUCCGAGGAACUCGACGAGCCACGUGCGAUCGUUGUUAACCCACUGGAAGGCUGGAUGUUCUGGACCGACUGGGGCAAGCAGCCAAAGAUCGAGCGGGCUGGCAUGGAUGGCUCGCACCGAUCGGCUAUUGUCACCACGGACAUUCUCUGGCCCAACGGACUUACAAUUGACUUUUUGACGAAGCGGCUGUUCUGGGUUGAUGCCAAGCUACACCUGAUCAGCAGUGCCGACUACGACGGAAGCCACCGCCGAGUUGUCCUCUCUACACCACUAUUUGUGAAGCAUCCGUUCUCCAUUGAUGUCUUCGAGGACUGGCUGUAUUGGACUGACUGGGAGUCUGAGGUGAUCAACAAAGUGAACAAGUUUACUGGCCAGAACCUUACCCACAUUGCCAACGGGGUCUUCUCGCCCAUGGAUGUCCACGUCUACCACAGCUACAAGCAACCGCAAGGCGUCAACCACUGUGAGCGGGCCAAUGGCAUGUGUUCCCACUUCUGCCUCCCGGCACCGAUCCUGAGCAUCCACUCGGCACGCUACACGUGCGCCUGCCCCAACGGCAUGGAACUCCAGGAAGACGGGCGCAACUGCAGGAUUAUGGCGGUACAAACGUUACCACCCGCAACCAGUGGGAAAGUCCCCACUGUGCCGGCAGUCACGGAUGAGAGCGUGGUGUACAACACGAGCCACGCCACCGGUGAGGGAGUCCCUGGGCACGCGGAGUCGGCGCUGGACCGUCGCAACCUGUUCUCGCAGCUGGGUUCGGGACACAUUGCAGGCAUCGUCAUGGGCGUUCUCGGCAGCCUGGCUGUCGUCAUCACCCUGGUGGCGUACCUUGUGUACCGACAGUACCUGAGGAGGAACAUUACAAGCAUGAACUUUGACAACCCGGUGUACAGGAAGACAACAGAAGACCAGUUUAGCUUAGAAAAGAACCAGUACCAGCCAGCCAGGGCUUACCCCCCGAGCAUGGAACCAUUGACAUCACCAGGCACAAAUGAAUUUGUAUAGUCGCCUACCCGCUAGAAGUGUGAAGAGCCACAUUUUUCGUGGUCGGGACAUUAUUUUGCAAUUAGAGAGCAAGACUUUGAUUUUUUUUUUUCUUCGGCCACAAGUGGUGUGUGCGUGUGUGCCAGGAAAGACUGCCUCGUGAGGCACCAAGCCCCAUCAAGGAAAGCGGCCUCAAGUCGAGGCCGAGAGCGAGAGCAGGACUUUGAGCUCCUGCCGAGUAUAUUGGUGUCGUCUGUUCGCAGAGUGUCGCAAAGUUGAUUCGGACCGUCUGUCGCCAUUCAUGCAGGUUCUUCGGCAGGGUAGUGACUCAGAAAAACUGACUGGUGCGCGACUGGUUGGACACCGGUCGCUUUCCGUACACCCCUGUCGUGAGUGCUGCCGAACAUCGUCAUGUUACCGAUGCCUAGACCGGCAAUCCAGCAUUGAAAUUGCUCCUUGAGCUAUCCAUCGUCUGGUGGCCAGCUGCCACUUCCAAGACAUCAUGAGGUCUUUACCAUACUAAGUCGAAAAGCUUGUGCUGGUGUUGCAGACUUACGUUGUUCCUUGAAGCAGACAGUACUGUGUCUGCAAGCGACAGACUCGAACUCACAUCUUGUAGCAUACGAUCAUUUGUGCAAGCAUAUGGUGGACCUGAAUUUCUGCAGCAGACGGCGAAUGAGCUUAAUGGUAAGCAGCAGAACUGUCAUCGCUGCGGAACAGCCGUCUGCGCAGGAACCUGGUGCGUCUGGUUCAUGGUGGCUCGGUAGCAGACGACCGCAUCGAGAUUGUGCAGCGGACCGAUUGAUCACAGUGGCCUCGCGGCAGACGAUGUGGGACUGUGCGAGAGUGAAGGUGUUGAGACUGUUGUGUGUCUCUGUUGGGUAAUGAACGCGACGAGUGUUGAAUGUGCCGAAGGUGCGACGGGGGAGGGUGUGUGCAAGCCCGCGAUGGUGGCAUGGGAGUGCUGUUUCCUGUUCACCAUAGCUAAACCGGGACUCACUAUUUUGGUGUCUUUCCCUGUACAUCAUGCCGCUUGUGUGUAUUGCGCGAGGGCAUCUCCUAUCUCGCGAGGCAUUGUACAUUGUGCGAGUUCAAGAAUGCGCAAAGCUAGUGUGGCCAGGGAGACCCUAAAGCUAAGCAAAACGGAAGAAAAGAUGUUAAAAAAAAAAAACAUAACCACGUCCGUCUGGGGACUGACCAAGCAUUUGGCAUUGCAUUCACACGUGAGCGAUCGGUCGAUUUGUGAAAUCGAACGAGCGAGCGACUGUUAUUUAUUUUCAGUUUAUCAUCGAUCUUAAUGCAUCGAGGUUGUGGGUUGGGUUGGGAGAAACUGUUUUGUAGGUUGUGUUCUUUGAGAGUCUCUUUUGGGUAGUCUUUGUUUUUAGUUCUUCUUUUUUUCGAGUUGGAGGGAUUAUUUAUUUCAUUGCACCACCUUUUGCACCGAGUGAAAAAAAAUAUAUAUAUCCAUUUGUUUCUCAUGAGUAUAGGAUGUGAUGUGAGCUUUAGGUGCUCAAGACUGGACGAUGUUGCAGAAUCUCCCUGGUACUUUUUGUUUUGGCCGGCGCGGAGACAACGAAUCGAACAAGCUUUUAAAAACUCCUUUUUUUUUUUUUUUUUGCAAGCAGCGUGAUUGACAUGUGGCAGGAGGGCGAAGAAAAUUCAUAGCUUAAAGACACAGUCAUUGUCGAACCACAAGACAGCGAAGCAUAUCCAAGUGGUUCUCGUGGCUUUGUGUGAAUGUGGGCAAUUUCUUUUAGCCCUCCUUGUACAGUAGCAUCGUGAGAUUGUUGAAAACCGCUGUUUUUGUGCAACUGUAGAAAAAAAAAUGUGACAACUUAACUUAUUGACAGUUUCAUUAUAUGUAUAGACAUAUACACCUGUGUUCGAAUGCAGAGGCAGCGCUUACUACUAUAAUUAUAACUACGAUUAGCUAUUCUCGCCGAGCUUUCUCGGCAGAGCAGGGGCCCACACGUGUUCAGUUUUAUUUUGUGGCAGCAAUUUACACUAGCCAUAUAUUAAAGGAAAGCAAAAUCUCGCACUGUGUUCCUUUAGCACAUCUCGCCCAUAUGUUCCAGCAGGCGCAUUUUAUUUCAUUUCUGAAAGUGCUGCGCUUCGUUGAUUAUAUUUCCCGAAAGGGCCGGUGCAUUGGCUGCAUGUCUCAUAAAAACAGCUUUUGAAUGUUAGAACCACGUCAUUUCUUUCUGGUUGCACGUGGCGCGGUCAUUUGGACGUUGUGUGUCCCACCAGUAUUGAACGCUGAGAGUUAGCACUCGCGAGCCACAGCUUUUAGAGUUUCCGCCCGUUGGCCUCGCGAAGUCACCAAAGUGACAGAAUAUUCUCGCUUGCUUGUUGCUCACUGGCAAUUCGCAUCAAUGCCUUUGACGUGUUUGCCGUCAAAACGUGCAACGAAUGCCGACAAUGAAAAGUCGGUGAAUUUCAUUUGAAUGUGCGCUUCAAGUCAGCUGCCCGAAACUUGUUAGCACUGCAUUUUGAUGAACUUAAACUUCCUUCACAAUGAGUAAUCGCAAACGUUCUAAAAGGUGUACAUAGGCAAGCUUUUUUUUGUUUUUUUCAACCACCCUCAUGCAUUAACCCCAGACAAGUAACUAUCCUAACCAUCAAAGCAAGCUUUUAAGUUUGCCGACUUUCAGCAACGCAGGGCUGCUUGAAUUAAUCUUAUGUUGGCCAGAGGCUUACUCCUUAUCAUCGACCCGAACUUGGCGGUCCGAAACGUGAAAUUUUGUUGACAGCAGUUAUCACGAAAGCUUGUAGUACUUGUUUUUUUUUUCUAUGCCUGUUUUCUUUUUAUUGAUAUUCAUCAGGCCGUCUUAAUGUGCCAGCAUAUUGCUGGCACAUUGGUGUGCUGUCGGCGUUUGCACCUGUUGUCGAAAUUGCACCUCAAACUCUUACUACUAUAAUUUUCCAAAGACCCUCGCACUUUUAGCCUCGCCCUUCCCUCUUAAAACGAAGGAUUGUUGACUUAACGUUUAUUGUCGCUGUUGAACGCAAGACGCCCUUGCGUCUCGCAACUUGUGUGGCAUGCGACGCCUCUCGCUGUUGCUUUUCUUACGUUUCACUCGUCUUGUUUUCGAAAAAAUCUCUUGAAUCUCUCAUUGCAGCGUUUUGUUUUAUUUUUGUUCUUUUUUUUCCCAAGUUGCACUCGGCUACACAGAAGUUCCUGUUAAAAACACCAUGUUCUGACCUUGUACGUGUUCCCCACCCUCCCUACAUGUUCGUUUCGAUCAGUCUCGGAAUCUAGUGCUUUGUGAUAUAUACAUAUACAUAUAUAUAUAUAAUUGAACGCAGCAGUUGUUUGCUAAAAAGCUGCGUAUGUGGCCUGUUGUGUAUAUCUAUUUUUUUUUCCUUACCAUUUUUGUUCCUUCUUGCAUCUGUAUACAUAGCAGUCAGUGUACUGGUCAUUCCUGUUCUCAAAUUUAGUCGCCGCUAAAGCGUGCGAUUAGGUUCCAGUCCUCCUCCCCUUCUUUUUUUUCUUUUGUACAUAGAUGUCUACCCAAGUGUAAGGUAUAAAAUAAAACGAAUCUGAUUUCACUAAGUAAAAGAAA